Rotaria sordida is the source of this 1218-nucleotide messenger RNA. The record is from the annotation of a GenBank genome assembly. Lineage: Eukaryota; Metazoa; Rotifera; Eurotatoria; Philodinida; Philodinidae.
AUGGUAUCUAAAAAAUUACUUAUAGUUGAUCCAGUAUUUAAAGACCUUAUUUUAAAUGAAAUAUCUGAUAUUAGAUCAUUACAUAUAAAAGCAUACGAACAACGUAACCUACCAUUUGCUCAACAAGAUGAAGAUUUAGAAAAAAAAUCUGAGGAAGAUUUAACAGAAUUUUUAUUUUCUAAUAAUGAAAUAGGUCUCAAUCACGACAUAUCAUUUCAUAUUGAUCGGUACGUCGAAAAAAUUGGUCAAGCAUAUGAAAUUAAGGAUGAAGAAGAUUUAAAUAGAUUAUUGAAUACUUUGAUCAAUAAAAUCAAAAGUUUGUUACCAUCACCAUCACCUAAUAUGAAUCCACCAAUGCCACCUAAUUUUUAUGGACGUGGAGUACAAUUAGGUGAAGUACAAUUAACAACACAAAUGAAUUAUAAUGAAGAUGCUUUAAAAUUGUCAAAUUCAUCAAUUGAUCAAAGAUCAAAAGAACUAAUAACUAAUCCAGGUCUUGAACAUAUAUCUCAACCAAUUUCAUCGAAUUUAACAACACCACAUGAUCCAUAUGAUCCUAGUCAUUUACCUCCAUUAAAUUAUUCAAUGCAUUCAAAUGCAAUGAUUAGUUCAAAUUUUGCUGGUCCAUCACAUGCAUUAGAAGAUUUAGUAUUUCCACCACCUCGUCAUCAACAACAAAGUAUUCGUUUUCCAUCUAUGAUGAACAAUAAUCUUAGCAAUGAACCACCACAUCAUUAUUCUUAUAUGAAUCCUCAUAAUGUUAACGUGGAUGAUCAUCGAUUACCUGGUCAUCAACAACAAAAUAUUCAUUCUCCAUCUAUGAUGAACAACAAUCUUAGCAUUGAACCACCACGUCAUUAUUCUCGUACGUAUCCUCGUCCAGUGCACGUGGAUGAUCAUCGACAACGUCCAAUACCACAACCAAUUUAUUAUACAUCUAGUCCAUUAACAAUAUCAAGCCAAUCAUCAUAUGGUGAACGUUUAGAUCUUAUUGGACCGCCAAGUCAAAUACAAACAGGUACAAUUGAUCAUGAUGCAUCAUCUACAAUUGAUCAUGAUGCAUCAUCUACAAUUGAUCAUGAUGCAUCAUCUACAACUGUUCCUGCUUCUCAACUGUCACCAAGAUCAUCAAAUAGUCCAACAUUUCGCGCAAUACUAGAGGAAUGUAAAAUACCACCAUCAAAUGUUAAUGCCAACAAUAAACAAUCACAACCUUAA